This is a messenger RNA of Sesamum indicum (sesame), 3807 nucleotides long. The record is from RefSeq and is a predicted model, not a curated record. Lineage: Eukaryota; Viridiplantae; Streptophyta; Magnoliopsida; Lamiales; Pedaliaceae.
AUGCUCUUCCAAGAGAGAGAGAGAGAGAGAGAGGGAGAUGAAAAGGGGUUUGAAUUUCUGAGGACCCUUUCCCGGCGCCGGUAAUGGGUCGUUGUUCUUUUCUCAUGAGAUGGCAUCACCUUCACAAGCCGUUGAAGCUCUUGAUUUUGCUGUGUAUUCUGUUUCUAGCUCAAAAUGAAGUGGUUUGGGGCUCCGAUUCGGAUAAAUCUGCGCUCUUGGAGUUCAAGGUUUCGCUUUCGGACCCUCAUGGAGUGCUGAGCAGCUGGAAUUCGGAUGGUGGGGAUCACUGCUCGUGGACCGGGGUUUCUUGCGAUGCGGGUUCUCGGGUAGUAGCCUUGAAUAUUACUGGUGGAGGUAAUUCGUUGUCUUGUGCUAGAAUUGGUCAAUUUCCACUUUAUGGGUUUGGGAUUAGGAGGCCUUGCUUGGGUGGAAAUAGUGGCGUUAAAGUCUUGGGUAAACUGUCCACAGCUGUUGCUAAGCUUAGUGAGCUUAAGAUUUUAUCACUGCCUUUCAAUGAAAUAAAUGGUGAAAUUCCUGUGGAGAUUUGGGGAAUGGAAAAGCUUGAGGUUCUUGACCUUGAAGGGAAUUUGAUUUCUGGAUCUUUACCUUCUCAGUUCAGUGGGUCGAAGAAUUUGCGAGUUCUUAACUUAGGAUUCAAUGAGAUCUUUGGGGGAAUACCAAGUUCAUUGUCGAAUUGCGUAGGUCUUCAAGUUCUGAAUUUAGCUGGGAAUCAAUUUAAUGGAUCAAUUCCAGGGUUUAUUGGUGGCUUUAGAGGUUUGAUUGGGCUUUACUUGUCGUUUAAUCUACUCAGUGGAUCGAUUCCAGUUGAGAUUGGGGACAAUUGUGGGAAGCUCGAAUAUUUGGAGCUUGCAGGGAAUUAUUUGACUGAAGCUAUUCCCGGAAACCUUGGGAACUGUAGAGGGUUGAAGACCCUUUUGCUGUACUCUAAUAUGUUGGAAGAGGUUAUUCCGAGUGAACUUGGUCAGUUGAGUGAGCUUGAAGUGCUGGACAUCUCAAGAAACAAUUUUGGGGGUGCCAUACCAUCUGAAAUUGGUAAUUGUACGAAGUUAUCGGUUCUCGUGUUGUCAAACUUAUGGGAUCCUCUUCCUAACAUUUCGAGUUUGCGAGGUGGUUAUUUAAUGGAAAAGUUGGCAGUUACUGCUGAUGAGUACAAUUUUUAUGAAGGGACAAUACCAAGUGGAAUUACUAGUCUCUCAACCUUGAGGAUGGUGUGGGCUCCUAGAGCUACUCUGGAAGGAAGCUUCCCUGCUAGUUGGGGUUCUUGCACCAACUUGGAAGUGUUGAAUUUGGCUCAGAACUAUUACUCCGGGAGAAUCUCAAAGGGAUUCAGCAACUGCACGAGGCUGCAGUUUCUUGACUUGAGCUCAAACAGACUUACUGGAGAGAUCACUGACAAAGUUCCUGUACCUUGUAUGAAACUGUUUGAUAUCAGUGGGAAUUAUCUCUCAGGUUCAAUACCAAAAUUCAAUUACAGAUCUUGUGCCCCUAUCCAGUCCCUGCAUUCCGUAUGGCCUUAUGAUCCUUCUUCUGCUUAUAUAUCAUAUUUUGGAUACAGAUCUCAGAUUGAAUCCCCUUUUCAAUUUUCCGGGGAUGGUGAUAGUUCCUUGGUAUUACAUAAUUUUGGUUCUAACGACCUUACUGGCCCAGUGCAAUCUAUGCCUAUUGCAUCCGAAAGACUAGGAAAACAAACUAUCUAUGCAUUUCUUGCUGGCAGAAACAGGCUUACUGGAUAUUUUCCUGGAGCUUUCUUCGAGAAGUGUGAUUUAGUGAGAGGUAUGAUAGUAAAUGUCAGUAACAAUGGGUUAUCUGGUCAGAUUCCAAUAGAUAUGGACUCAGUGUGCAAGUCCCUGAUGCUCCUAGAUGCUUCCAGUAAUAAAAUUUCUGGAACUCUUCCUCCCAGCAUUGGCAACUUGGUUUCACUUUUUGUCCUUAAUUUAAGCUGGAAUUCUUUGCCAGGUUCCAUUCCCAGCAACCUUGGUCGGAUGAAGAAUAUCAAAUCCCUCUCUUUGGCUGGAAAUAACCUGAAUGGUUCAAUCCCUGCGAGUCUAGGGCAGUUAUAUUCCCUGGAAGUUCUUGACUUGUCUUCAAAUUUGCUAUCUGGUGAAAUUCCAAAAGAUCUUGCGAAUUUGAGGAACUUGUCAGUCCUCCUCCUGGACAAUAAUAAACUAUCUGGGCAGCUCCCACCUGAAUUGGCAAAUAUAUCCACUCUCUCAGCAUUUAAUGUGUCCUUCAAUAAUUUGUCUGGUCCUCUGCCUCCAAACAAUAACAUGAUCAAAUGCAAUAGCUUUCUUGGAAAUCCUUCGCUGCACUGCCCCAUGUUCUCUUUAUCUUCGCCUUCUGCUGAUCAACAGGGAAGAGUAGGGGACUCACAGACUGAUGCUUCUUCUCCAUCAUCAACUCCAAGAAAAAAAGGAGGGAAUGGCAGUCUGAACGCAAUUGAGAUUGCUUCUAUAACGUCAGCAGCAGCUGUUGUGUCGGUUCUUCUUGCCCUUAUUGUUCUCUUCUUUUACACAAGAAAGUGGAAACCGAGGUCUAGAGUAAGUGGAACUGCUAGAAAGGAAGUGAUUGUCUUCACUGAUAUUGGGUUUCCACUGACAUUUGAGAAUGUGGUGCAUGCUACGGGGAGUUUCAAUGCAAGCAACUGCAUCGGGAAUGGAGGUUUUGGGGCAACAUACAAAGCAGAAAUUGCACCUGGUGUCCUAUUGGCCGUAAAACGGCUUGCAGUAGGACGAUUCCAAGGGGUUCAACAAUUUGACGCAGAAAUCAAAACACUGGGUAGGCUUCGCCAUCCAAACCUUGUGACUUUGAUCGGGUAUCAUGCGAGUGAAACAGAGAUGUUUCUUAUAUACAAUUAUUUGCCGGGCGGCAAUCUGGAGAAGUUUGUACAGGAGAGAUCCGCUAGAGCUGUUGACUGGAGGAUACUGCACAAGAUUGCGUUGGACAUUGCACGUGCACUUGCCUACCUGCAUGAUCACUGUGUCCCUCGUGUUCUGCACCGCGAUGUGAAGCCUAGCAAUAUAUUGUUGGAUGAGGACUAUAAUGCCUAUCUUUCUGAUUUUGGAUUAGCUAGGCUUCUUGGAACUUCAGAAACUCAUGCCACAACUGGUGUGGCUGGGACGUUUGGAUAUGUUGCUCCAGAAUAUGCAAUGACUUGCCGUGUCUCUGACAAGGCUGAUGUUUAUAGCUAUGGGGUCGUGUUGCUCGAGUUGAUAUCCGACAAGAAAGCACUGGAUCCCUCCUUUUCUUCCUAUGGGAAUGGUUUCAACAUCGUUGCUUGGGCAUGUAUGCUAUUGCGACAAGGCCAUGCCAAGGAGUUCUUUACCCCUGGGCUGUGGGAUACAGGCCCACAUGAUGAUUUGGUUGAAGUGCUACACUUGGCGGUGGUGUGCACCGUUGACUCUCUUUCUACACGGCCAACCAUGAAACAGGUGGUGAGACGGCUAAAGCAACUCCAGCCUCCGUCUUGCUAGCUAUAAACAAGAAUUAUUUGAUUUGACAUAGCAACCCAUAGAAAGAAGGAAAGCCCAACUGUAAUUUGUGACUCUGCGCUUCUAUGAGCAGUGCUUUCGGUUUUCUUUAUUGGGCUGUCAUUGGUCUUGUACCAGUAGCUACUUGUAAAUUGUAGUAUAGCAUUGGCCCCAUUUUUCCCUGCCAUGUCCUGGAUUGUUAGGGGGUUCACUAAUGUUUCUGCAGAAGAAUGCAGAUAUUUGUUUCUGAUGCUGUAUACUUGUAUCUCUUUCCUAUUUGUUGUUGAAAUAAUAACAAAGAACAGGCUUCUUGCAAGAA